AAUUAGCGAAGCUCCGAUCGCUCGGCGCUUGUUCCGCUCCCGCGUCUCACACACGCUCCGUCUCUCUCUCUCUCCUCCCGUGCCUCUCUCUCUCUCUCAACCCGUGCCUCUUCUCUCCUUCGCCAGGCCGCCUUCGCUGUGCUGCUGCUGACGCCUCCGACCGCUCGCCGCAAGCAUGGAUUUUGUGAUGAAGCAAGCGUUGGGAGGAGCGACGAAGGACAUGGGGAAGAUGAUGGGCGGCAACGAGGAGAAGGACCCGGACGCCGAGAAGAAGCAGGAGGAGCAACAGGAGGCCCUGCGGCAACAGGAGGAGGAGCGCAAGUCCAAGUACGCCAAGAUGGAGGCCGAGCGAGAGAACAUGCGGCAGGGGAUUCGAGACAAGUACGGCAUCAAGAAGAAGGAGGAGCGGGAGGCGGAGGCGAACGCGGCCAUGGAGAUGCCGUGCGAGGGCAGCCUGACGCGACCCAAGAAGGCGGUGCCGGCCGGCUGCGGCGAGGAGGAGGAAGAGGAGGAGAACAUCCUCGACUCGGUGAUCAAGUUCCUGCCCGGGCCGCUGCAAGACAUGUUCAAGAAAUAGAGGAGCCGGGACAGGGGAGAGGCGCUCAGCUCGCUCAGCGCGCACUCGACGCACAGAUAAUCAGAUCAGAUGAAUCAGCCAACCCAGGUCAGGCCUGCAGUUCGUUCAUUGUUGUUGUUAAUUACGACGGCGAUAAUAAUUGCCGUAGCAAUGGUGACGAUUGAUGGUGGUGAUGAUAUUUUUUUUCAAACUGGUCUUUUCAAAAUGCAUUUUAAAAUAAUUGUAAUGUAAACAUUCUAAUUAUUGAGAAGCCCCGAGUGAGACGGAAACAAACAACCGCAAAAACAUUUUUUGGAAAAAAAAUAUUUACGAUAUUUGAAUGAUGUAAGACGGGCUUGUCCUUUUCAAUUGCAAAGGGAAAAAAACACGUUUACGAGAACGUGUUUUUUUUUCGGUCCUAAAUUCACGAAGGAGAGUUUUAUUAUGCAGACGCGGCGUGGAUGUUGUUACUGGGUGUUAGGGCAAGUCGCACGGCGCGCUCUCGGGGGUUGCAACAAAAGGAGAAAGUUUGCCGAGACGUUGGUCCUCGCCCUGGGCUCAUUUCUCGCUUCACGACUCUCCGGCGAGGCUGCUUGGGGCUGGCUUGGCUCUGCGAUUACCUGCACAAUGCAUUCCCACGCGAGUACAAGGUGGCGCCUUAUACAUGAAAUAAUCCUAUAUUAUUGUACCUACAUUCCUACAAUCCUACGAACAGUUUUUAGGACACAAUUUGGCGUGAGAUGGAUGAUGCGGUUGGGUGCCAAAAGAUUAAUUCCCCAGAACGGCCGUUUUUCCGGAAUGUUCUGGCGAAGCUUAAGCGGCAGCCGGUCUCUUUCGCUAAAUAUCGGAUUCACGACUUCACGGAACUCUGGGCACCGAAAUCGUCGUCGUUAAUGACGACGAAUAAUGAUAAAUCGGCGCUUUAUUUUGAGGGGGGUGUUGGCGGGAGGGGGGGGGGGGGCGCGGAUUUCCCAGUGAGACUUUUAAAAAUUGCGUCGAGAUGAGAAUCCAGCCCGGAGCGGUGUCUCUCCACGUGGGCCCCGGUGGCUCCCUCCACCGUCACACCACCGCGGGGCCACCGGCGGGGGACCGGGAAGCCUCCGGGACCCUUUGUUGGGCGAAACCAAUGACGGUGACCAAAUUUGCUGGGCGAAACCAAUAACGGUGGCCAAAUUUGAUGGACGAAACCAAUAACGGUGGCCAAAUUUGAUGGGCGAAACCAAUGACGGUGACCAAAUUUGCUGGGCGAAACCAAUGACGGUGACCAAAUUUGCUGGGCGAAACCAAUAACGGUGGCCAAAUUUGAUGGGCGAAACCAAUGACGGUGGCCAAAUUUGCUGGGCGAAACCAAUGACGGUGACCAAAUUUGCUGGGCGAAACCAAUAACGGUGGCCAAAUUUGAUGGGUGAAACCAAUAACGGUGGCUAAAUUUGAUGGGCGAAACCAAUAACGGUGGCCAAAUUUGAUGGGCGAAACCAAUAACGGUGGCUAAAUUUUCUGGGCGAAACCAAUAACGGUGGCCAAAUUUGCUGGGCGAAACCAAUGACGGUGGCCAAUUUUGCUGGGCGAAACCAAUAACGGUGGCCAAAUUUGUUGGGCGAAACCAAUAACGGUGGCCAAUUUUGCUGGGCGAAACCAAUGACGGUGGCCAUAUUUGAUGGGCGAAACCAAUGACGGUGGCCAUAUUUGCUGGGCGAAACCAAUGACGGUGGCCAAAUUUGUUGGGCGAAACCAAUAACGGUGGCCAAAUUUGCUGGGCGAAACCAAUGACGGUGACCAAAUUUGCUGGGCGAAACCAAUGACGGUGGCCACAUUUGAUGGGCGAAACCAAUGAAGGUGGCCUAAUUUGAUGGGCGAAACCAAUGACGGUGGCCAAAUUUGAUGGGCGAAACCAAUGACGGUGGCCAAAUUUGUUGGGCGAAACCAAUGACGGUGGCCAAAUUGACCAGGGAUACAAUUUUCGUUCUCGCCACGGGAGGCCAAAGCACACCGCCACUCGACAACAAACGCAGCAUCCGCACGCUUCUUUAAUAAUAAAAAUAAUAAACGAUGAUGCUGAUGAUUGGGUUUGAGUCCCCCAACCCACUCGGAGCCACGCCUGAGUUGUGGCCGCAACAAAAAAAAGUCAUAAGAGUGUUGAAUUUUAGUAAUAAUAGUGUUGGUGAUUUUUUGCCGAGUGUAAAAAAGUUUCUUCUUGGAGAGAGUUUGACUCAGAGAUGGCUUUUUUUAUCCCAUUCGUCACAAGAAGCAGCCUCCAUUAAACAGCUGCGGUAACAUUUCAAAAUCUGGCUGGGAUUCAGGCACGUACAGCUGCUCAACUCUUGCAAAAAAUAUAUAAAUAUAAUUAUUUCAGUGUCGUGGAAUUAUAGAAAAUGAGCGAUCGCGGAGCGCGAUAGGAUAUGAAUAAUUAUCUCAUUGCUCAUGACCAGUGGCUGAAAUUGGAUUUCAACGGGAAAAUCCUGGUUCCAGCCGCCAGCCAUGAAGGCUGGGGAUCCGUGUGAAUGAAUUGGGCGACGUGAAUGAAUUAAUUGAAUGAGUGAGCUGUGGCCGUGAGGUUACUUAGUGAGGCCCUCUCGUGCGCUCGGGUUAUGGCAUGGGUUCUGCGGAGGUGUCACUGGCAUCUCACCGUCAGCUCCACUCACCACCUUAGCCACUCACCACCUUAGCCACUCACUCACUCACUACCACACUUACUCGCUCACUCACUCGCCAACGCACUCCUGCACACACUCGCUCACCCCCUAGCUCGCUCAAUUGAUUUCCACCUAACUCCUUUGCCAGCUCACUCUACCGCUCAGGCACCAACUGAAAUGCACGCUUACUCAACAGCUCACUCACUCGCACCCCGCGCGGCCACUCCCAUCGCCUGCUGGGAUGAUGACACUGGUGAGGGUGAGCCGCAGACGGUGGUCACUACUCGGGAACCCUACGUCGUGUGCGAGCUUGGAGCUCACGCGAGCUGCCCGCGGGAAAUUGUGGACAAAUAACAAAAUACAUACAUGCGCAGACAUAUACAUAAAUAAAUAUACAUGCAUGCAUAAACACACACAUACAUGCAUUGAUACACAUAUAUGUAUACCGUUUGUAUUCAUACGGCAUCUGAAUGGAACCGCUUCUUGACAAACACAUAAAUACAUACACAGCCCACAAAUACACACAUUGCAUACAUAUAUACUUGCACACUCGCACGCAUAAACACACACUUGUAAAUAUCAACAGACACGCAUAAAUAUGCUAUAUUGAAGUCUAUAACGCGUGCAUACGUAAAAACACAACGGCCGCCAUUCGACGUGACGUCACUACAGUGCUUGUGCCAGGCUAGGUACACACGUCAACACGCACACUGGGGCGCUGUGCACCUUUCCAAAGAGACCUCACUCAAUAUGCAGCAGCGCGUCACGUGUGCGAGGUGACCCGGCCUCUCCCCCUGCCCAGGUAGCCCCCCCCCCAUCUACAACCGCUUCCCCCCAUCUACACCCCCCCCCGCCACCUCCUUUCUGACCUCCCUUGGGUGCUGGGGAUGCGAGUGACUGAUCAGGCUGGGAGUGGGAGGAGGGGAGGGAUGGGGAAUUUGGGGAAGGUGGGGAGAUGAGUUGGGGGUGGGGGUUGUGAUGGAAGCCCCGCUCCUCUCACCUGGGCGCAGGUGUAGUCGUCACGUGCUGCUCUCCGCGCGCUUUAGAACUCACGUGACACGCGGACGUGUCCCGCAUGUUGUUGCUGCCGUUGCGUCGUGCGUAGGUGUGUGUGUGUGUUGUCUACUCUUAUUACUUUUUAUGAUUAAUUGUUCACAGCUGUGUUGGUCGCGCGCACGUAGAGACGCUACAGGAACCCACCCGGACACCCCCCCCCCCCACUUUAUCCCCUCCCCCUGUUUCCCUCUCCAUCUCCCCUAGGUUCACGGUUCAAUCCCUGGUAUUGGCGCUUUGCAAACGUACAACAACUCACCAAUCACGAACACGACCUUGAUCAUUUAACGCCGCCUUAUAACAUGCAUAGAUUGUCCUAACGUUUCGGGCAAUGGCCCUUCGGAGUGUAAAGAGACAGUGAUUGGCCCACCUGAUAAGUUAGGCAGCACUGUUUGGUGUGGCCAGCCAACGUUGCACCAACCAUCCGUUGUAACAAGGUCACAUAACAAGGUCACAUAUACGACAUGUGACCUUUGAUUAAGUAACACAAAAAGCCACGACUAAUAUUGUUCACCAUGAGAAUUAUGCGAGGUUUAAGAAAUUACGUUGUUUUUAAUCUUCACACCGUUCAUAGGAUGAUGGACAGGUAGCGGCUGUGAAUGUGACUUUCAAUCAAUGAAGCGAUCAUUAUUUUACGUGCCAAUAAGAAAGGAGGCAUCAGUGCACAUUACAGCAGAAGGGGAACGGUACAGAGGCGGGAAGGGGGGCACGGAGCAACAGGAAUGGAAAAAGAAACCCGUCACGACCUCAGCGGCACAACACCAACUGGGCUAAAUAAAUUGCUAACUUGAAAGCUGUUCACGCGUCGGCAGGGCGACUACCUCCCAAUGGUGUCCAGUGGCCCCACAGAGCAACGCGGGAUCACUGAACAGUCUCUCCGCCCUCUCUGCAUCUCUGCCCUGAAUAAGAGGGCACUGCCUGAAACGUCAGCCUCAUGAUUAUAAGUAGCUCUGCGUUUGAGGGUGUGCGCGUACGUGACCAAGGGUGGCGGGGAUGUUCGAGAUGCGCGCAUUUGCACAGCGCUGCCAACGCAGCCUCUCAAUGUUUAAUGCCAUGGCUCGUAGGUGUCAAUAACAACAACAACCACCACCACCGGCUGCAUCCCACUCAUCCGCGCCCCGCGUGAUCCCCCCCCCCUCCUCCCCCGUCAUGUCUCGUCUCCCGUGGUUGGAUUCUCAAUUUGAUCCCUCGCGACUCACGUGGGCUGGGAUUUAAAUGCUGUUAUUAUUUUAGCAUUACUCUCAGCGUUAUUGAGUCAUGUAUCAUGCGCCACUAAUGCUGUCCCUGUGCGUGUGUGCACGUGCGUGUGUGAUCGUGGGGAGCGGUAUUGGAGCGGUUAGCGCGCUGCGCUCUAAACCCAGCCACCCGAGUUCGAUUCCCGCUCACGGCCAACACCAGUGACGAUUAUCUGAACCGGUCCUGCGCCUGCCCUAGCUGUGUAAAAACAUCUCCACUGGGGAGACAAAGGCGGUCGGGCGUGGUGCUGGCUAGUUGCUCGCUAACAGUACUUGCCCUACCAUUCUGUUGAGGCUAUACAGGUGAUAUUUGUCUUUGUGUCUAUAGAUCAUGAUGGAAGGUGGUGAUUUACGCGUGUGACUAAUGGGAGUUUAUCAGGGGCAUUUAUCGUCAUUACUUUCACAUGAAUGCUCGAGCUGACUCCACGCGUUUCUUGCGAGCAGCAGUGUCCGCGUCGAACGUGAUUCUCGGACACCAUCGCCUGCAGGAACCCCACGCGGUCUGUGGACCGAAUGCGGUCCGCGACUGCGUAUCACGCGGCCCUCGUUCGGCACAGCAGGCAAAGUUUCACAUUGUAUAAAACGAAAGCUGUGAGACCGGAAAAUAGUCAGGCUACCUCUCGCGAGUCAAUCACAGAUUGUCUGACAUCUGAUAUCAGGCAGGUGGCGCACACUCGUUAAUAGAGAUAAUAUCAGCAGCAAUAAACUCAACAUACCGUAGAAUUAACUGGAUCUGUUGCGAGAGUCGAGCUUUAGCGCUUGUGCAGACCGCCCCCCCCCGUCUGCACGUGGUGGUCACGCUGCACCACGGAGCCUCAAAGACAAAAGUAACCAAAUCGACUCCACUCUGUAGUGGCUCUUGCCGCGUGAGAGCUCCGGUUGGGGUGGAGCUCCAACUCCGUCUCCUGCUGCUUCUGCAGCGGCUACGGCUGUGGACAAAGUGCGCAUUGUAAUGUUCUCUCUCUCUCUCCCCCCGUGGUCGCGUGGAUUUUUGUCCGGGUCCUCCAGUUUUUCCCCUCCACAUUUGUAAUCAGCACGCGUUGAGGGAUUUUGGCUGCUGCUCUACAUUUCCACGCAAUAAGCCACUUCAUUGGGCUAUCAUUUGUGGCGAUAUAACUCAGUGGGCCUUACCUGGUAAAAUAAAAAAAAUCGGUUCGUUUAUCUAAUUUUUUUAUUUUCGUCCGGGGCCGGGGAUUGUAAAAAUGUUGUGACAGUCUGAGCACGCAACUUUAUCAGUUUGGCAUGGUCGAGUGACGAUUAUCAUGGCAAUUGUGAUGAUGUUAACUAUUUUAUCAACAUCGUGAUUAUGAUGAUACCCAUCACGAUGUUGAUAGUCAACAACAUCGAUGAUGAUCACGCUUGAUCAUGACGAUCAAUUGAUGAUGAUGACGGUCACAAUUGAUCGUGAUCGUACAGACGUGCCCGUCACGUGUUUGUUUCCUUAAACUCGCGACCCAACGUCUAAAUGCCCCUCCUGCCCAUUGAAGUCUCACGAUGGUCGCAACACCUCUCGUCGCACCGACUCGAUUCACACGGCCCAACACGAGUUGAUGUAUCCGAUAACCCCGCUCACAUUUCACGUGGCUAUCGCGAAAUUCACCGCCAUUGCCCGCAGAGAGAAAAUAGAAUCGUUGACAGUGAAGGCCACCUUGGGGGGGGGGGGGGGUACCGAGACAUGGGGAGGCAUCUCUGGGCCGGGUUCUGCUGUCUGUAGUUGGUGACGUUGCGUGGUGUUGUGGACACAGCAACGCCUCCACGCUUGCUCGUUUUUCGCCACACGGGAGUAAAGCGAGCAGCUUGAGUGUGGGAUCGGUGGUUUUUUUUGUAAUUAACCCUAUCACCCCCCCACUCCCUAUAGGUGUGUGUUUGUUGUUGCCGUCAUAAUUGAAUAAUUGUCACGGAGUAAAUGUUGGGUGGCACGCAGACAAAGCCCCCUCCCAACUCCCCGCCGGCCCCGUGCUGCCCGCUGUGGAGUGGCUCGGAGACGGCGCGGCGCUUCUCGAGGCGCCCGCGGCAGCGAUCUCAAUCUGAUCGCGGCCGAUUCACAACCAGAAGUUGAUGCCUGGGUCCUAAUUCAAAAAAUAGUGUUUGAGUUAUACAAAUACACACACACACACGUACAUACACACACACAGGGACAGACACACAACAACAGCCACCGUUCGCCACAAAGUGGUGGUGACGUGACUACGGCGCUUGUGCCAGGCUAGGUGCACAGAGGCAAAGCGACACUAAUACACGGCUAGCUUUAGUAACGCGUCCCAGAGCCAAGCCCGAGGCCACGGAGUGCAGAUAGCGCGUUGUGCUGUUGUCGUAUCAACAGCUAUCAUGAGUGCUAUAGGUUUUGUAUGAGAGCUAUAAUGUACGAAAACAUUUUAAAAGAAUAUAUUAUUACAUUAAAGUAGAAGCAAUAACAAAAGCAAAGCAUUGUGCGUGGAGUCGUCGCCGGCAGUGUUCGCUGCAAUUGAUUCUCUGUUGCGUCGCUUAUGAGUCCUGAGUUCAAUUCCACCUCCACUCCCCCCGCUCCAUCCACCGUCACUGUCACGCAUCUGUCUCGUGACCUUCAUAACCACCAACCACCACCAUCACCACCACAGCAACUACCGCCACCACCAUCACGGUAACUACUAUUGCAACCACCAAACUACCGCCCCUACCACAACCACAGUCACCAUCAUAACGACCACCAAAGUCAUCACCGCAGCCACCCACCAUCACGGCCACUACCUCCAUAAUAACCACUGCCAUCACCACCACCACCUCGUCGUACCACGAGUCAGAUGGCGAGCACUCUCGCCUCGUGGUCGGCGGGCUCCAUGUUCGCGGUUAAUCGGUGACUCGGGACCCCCGGGGAUGACCCCAUUACCCCGCGCGGGGUCCCGGGGUCAUCCCAGGGGGUCAAACCUGGCUCCGUGUGGAGCCCGCGCCCUGCUUUGGUCGAUGUUCCGUGUGCGUCGCGUUCGCGUGUGCAUGUGCGCGUCCGUGCGUCGCGUGCGUCCGUGAUUGCGUUCGUACUCUGGCGCUGCGUUGCGCUGCGAACGCGUGCGCUCGUGUGUGCAUGCAUGUGUGUGUGUGCGUUCGUAACUCUCGGCCCUGCAUCUUUGCGUGCGUGUUUCGUACGUCCGUUCUUGCGUGUUUAUCGUAAUCAUGGUUACAUCAUGUCGCGUUAAACAAAAAAAAAACACAUCACGUGGUCGCCCUUCGUCCAAUCAAUCGUUCCACCCUCGUGUCGCCCGAGUCUCGUGUCGCGUCGUUGACUAUUUACGCGUUUCAAAACGACGGCCGUAGCGCAUCGCUGUUGUCCCGCGUGUCGCAUCACCGCUUGCGUGCCCCCCCCCCCACCCCCCAGAGGCGAGCACACGGGUCCCCUGCCUCCGAAUGUGCCGCGUGCCACGUCCACCGGUUGGUUCAGUGCAGGUCUGAGUCCAAAUUCACGACCCACUCUCGCAAUUCACAAUUCAUCUCAAGUCACACCGCGCGUGUGUGCACGUCCACAAAGUGUAUCGUAGUGUCCACGUGGAAUGCGUAAAUUAUCACCGAGCUUGGCUUCUCUUGUCGAACCCUCCCUCCACUCCCUUUAUAUAAAAACAAGCCUCCAAAGCCAUAUAUAUAAAUAAUAUAAAUGAUCUCUCUUUGUGUCAUCAGACAGCAAUUACUAAAACCAACACGUUACUUGAUGUGCCGAGAAUGGUGGUGAAUAUAUAGAUGUUAUAAUAAUAUAUUAUUAUUACUACGAAUAAUAAAAUUAUGUUGAUGAUGUUGAUGAUGAUGAUGUUCAUGAUGAUAUUCUAGUGCAAGAAAAGGGGGAUUGCCGCUGCUUCUGUCGGAGGUAACCCCUGAUCUGACAGCGGGGUAACUUCAGGGAAAGCGAACACAGUUCAUGCGUUAGCCCGCACCGCUGCGUCUCAAUGUGUCCUCGAACCCGUCCUCACUCUCUCUCCACGUGCUUGUUUGUUCGAACGCCCCCAUCCUUACAUUUGUCCGUUAAUGGAAUCAGUUUAAGUGGCCACGUAACAAUAAUAAAAAAUGUUGAUUGCUGAUGAUAAUGAUUAAUUUUAGGAGAGGGAAAAAAAAUCGGAAAUGACAAUAAUAAUCGUUACACGUUAAUCGAAUGCUGUGUUGUGUGUACUGUCCGUGAAUUGCAAACCUACCCGUGUCUCCGUGUCCCUCUGAAAGCGUCCAGCAGUCUUCCACUGGGGAAGGGGCGGUAACAGCCACGUGUAACACACCUGGCUGUUACCUGUAGCCCACCUGAGUUGUAAUUCCCCUAGUGGUUAUCUGUACAUCACCUUGAGCUGUUACCCGUAACUCCCCUGAGUAUUGACCCACCUGGGCUGUUGCGGUUUAUUCACCUUGAGCGGUUACCUGCAAUCAAUCAACUUUGAUUGGUUACAUGUAACCCACCUUGAGUGAUUACCGAUAACACUCACGCUCAGCUGUUACCUGCAACUCACCUGAGGUAGUAACUCUCACCUGGGGCUGUUUCCUGUAACGGCACCUGGGCAGUGCAGCUGUGCAGGCGAUGACACUUCUAUUCACCGAGGCGGUGAGUGAAGAGGCUCUCCAGAGUUAAUCUACCAAGUCAGUCGUGUCCUGUGUUUGCAUGUCAAUGUCAUUGUACGAAAAAAUUGCACCUUGUAACAUGAAAUAAAAUGUCAGAAUGUCGAAAA
Messenger RNA from Lethenteron reissneri (Far Eastern brook lamprey), 10147 nucleotides. RefSeq names its product complexin-1. Lineage: Eukaryota; Metazoa; Chordata; Hyperoartia; Petromyzontiformes; Petromyzontidae. Gene Ontology annotation, cellular component: terminal bouton; SNARE complex. The record is from RefSeq and is a predicted model, not a curated record. Gene Ontology annotation, molecular function: syntaxin binding. Gene Ontology annotation, biological process: synaptic vesicle exocytosis; regulation of neurotransmitter secretion; neurotransmitter transport.